This is a messenger RNA of Fusarium verticillioides 7600, 1383 nucleotides long. RefSeq lists its product as hypothetical. The record is from RefSeq and is a predicted model, not a curated record. NCBI's taxonomy places the organism in Eukaryota, Fungi, Ascomycota, Sordariomycetes, Hypocreales, Nectriaceae. The transcript is spliced from 2 exons. Gene Ontology annotation, molecular function: protein binding. The coding region runs from base 1 to 1383 and encodes 460 amino acids.
AUGGCCAACACCACCAACAAGACAGACAUGGAUUUGGAGACGGAAGACGGCUAUGCCGCUCUCCUGGAACGGUUGAAAGCUGACUUGAUCAAAGCAGAACCAAGCAAAGGUCAACUUGUAACUGACUACCCAGAUCCUGAAGCUCUUGCCGAGGCAUUCCGACAGGAAGCUACGAAAAACAAAGGCACGCAAGAGGAGAAACCCGCCUACGUCACUCCGAUCCCAGAUCUCUACGAGCCAUGCCUAAUCCCCGAGAAGGACCUUGUACUGAUCCCCAUCUCUGACCUGAGACUCCAGACUCAUCACUGCGGUAAGAAGGUCUUGUUUCGGGUGAAGACCGCACCCGCUCGGGCUGCCGCUAUCAUGACCGUCGUGGAAGAUCAAGAAGGAACGGCAGUCCUUCUAUCGCUUUACCAUCAGCUCCAUGUUGACUUGUUGACCAUCAGACAUCCUGCUCAAGGUUCCAUAGCCAUCCUUAAAGAUCCCUUCUUCGAGACAAUAGCCGAAGAGGCUUACGCCCUGCAAGUCUACCACCCAAGCGACAUCAUCUGGCUGGAAGACCACGACGAGAGAAUCCCCGAGCAGUGGAGAGUCAACAGAGAGAUCACGAACAGCGCAGAGUAUCGCGCCGAGGGAGAAGAGCUCGCGAACAAGGAGCACUGGCUGCCCGCACUACACUCUUACACCUUGGCUAUUGAUACAGCAGUGUCACCAGAUGAGAAGCGGCAAGCACAUCUCGGCCGUUCCGAAGUCAAUCUCCGACUGGAUCGCCCUUAUCAGGCGAUGCGAGACGCUAUCGAAGGAGAUCACCCUACAGAUUGUACCGAGGAGUCCUUAAUUCUUCAAGCUCGCGCAUUCUACACCCUUGGAGAUUUCGAGGAGUGCCUACAGAAGCUUCGGGUUCUCACAGUGUUGUUUCCCAAGAGCGUGCUUGGUUUGAGCCUGAAGUCAACCGUCUCUAAAAGACUCAAGGAGCAGGAUGAUGGCGAGUACGCAUUUGAAGACAUGGUUGUUGAAGCUCAAGAGAGACCUCCACUGAUUGAAUGCGCCACCUUCUCCUCUCUUGUCGAGAUCCGCGACGCCCCUGGCCGAGGCAAGGGGCUCUUCCUUACCAAAGACGUAUCUGCUGGGGACUUGAUACUCUGCGAAAAGGCGUUCUCAUACUGUUUCAUGGAUAAAAAGAGUCAUAAGACAUAUCCCGUCUUAGCGAACGUGCCCUGUGAAGAAGCGAAAGGUGGUGGCGUUGUUCUCUUGUGGGCACAAGUUACCGAGAAGUUGUAUCACAACCCAGAACACAUUUAUACCAUCCAAGAACUCUUCCACGGCGACCACAAGAAGCUCCAGAUCACUGAAUGUGACGAAUGUCCUGUUGUUGACGGGUAA